AUGGGCGAUCAAGAUGAAGGUGUCCAUGCGUGCACAAGGCGUUUGGAUGCUGUCGAGCACGAUGACCCAAAGGAAAAGGUGGACAUGAAGAAGGAUCAGAUAGCGCUUACCGCCAUCUAUCAAGGCAUCCCGGAGGAGACGCUGCGGGUAGUACUCGAGAAGGAAACUUCCAAGGAGGCAUGGGAGUGCAUCAAGAUGAUGCCAAGUGACAAGAUGGAGGACUUGUAUGUGGUAAGGAAGAUCCUCAGAGCCACACCAAAUAAGUUCUUGCAGAUUGUCGCUUCAAUCAAGCAAUUCGGUGACCUCGAGACCAUGACAGUUGAGGAGGUCUUCGGCAGGCUCCAAGCGUACAAAGAAAGGUUGCACGGCAACGACAACGACGUCGACAUCAAUGCUGAGCAUGUGUUGCUCACUAAAGCCCGAUGGAGAGCUAAGGAGAAGGAUGGAGAUAAGCAUCUGUUGCUCACCCGAGAACAAUGGAGGGCUAAGGAGCAGAAGGAUGGUGGUGACGGCUACUUCAAUAGCGGUGGACGAGGCAGCAAGAAUCAGAAAUUCGACAAGGCUAAAGUGAGGUGCUACAAGUGCAAUGAUUAUGGGCACUUCCAGUGGAAAUGCGAGGAGUCAAAGAAACCAGAGAAUAUGUUGUUUAUGGCUGCAGAGGAGGAUGACCACCCGGUGCUACUCUAA
Messenger RNA from Phragmites australis (common reed), 687 nucleotides. RefSeq lists its product as uncharacterized. Lineage: Eukaryota; Viridiplantae; Streptophyta; Magnoliopsida; Poales; Poaceae. The transcript has 2 exons. Bases 1 to 687 code for a protein of 228 amino acids. Gene Ontology annotation, molecular function: zinc ion binding; nucleic acid binding. The record is from RefSeq and is a predicted model, not a curated record.